UCUAGCCCCUGCGCGCCGUCUCUAUGCUCCUCCGCGUCUGGUCUAUUUAUUGUCGCGGGGAAGCAGGGGCCGCCCUGUACCCGGAACAACAAAGCACGAAAGACGGAGCCCGAGCCUCGGGGGCUCCUAGCAACGGGCCGGGGCGGGAGUUCCAUGGAGACUGGGGAGCGCGCCCGCCUCAUCUUCAUUCUUGUGCUCCAGCUUCUCCUUCGCAUCCGACGCAACCGGCAGCAGCGCUGCCGCCGCGUCCUCUGCGGCCGCCCCGUCUUCCCACGGAUGUGAUCUUCGUGGCCAGAAGCUAAGUUUUAAACUACCCCAAUGGAUGCAGACAGUGAUGUUGCAUUGGACAUUCUAAUUACAAAUGUAGUCUGUGUUUUUAGAACAAGAUGCCAUUUGAACUUAAGAAAGAUUGCUUUGGAGGGAGCAAAUGUAAUUUAUAAGCGUGAUGUUGGGAAAGUAUUAAUGAAGCUUAGAAAACCUAGAAUUACAGCUACAAUUUGGUCCUCAGGAAAAAUCAUUUGCACUGGAGCAACAAGCGAAGAAGAAGCUAAAUUUGGUGCCAGACGUUUAGCCCGCAGUCUGCAGAAAUUAGGUUUUCAGGUAAUAUUUACAGAUUUUAAGGUUGUUAAUGUUUUGGCAGUUUGUAACAUGCCCUUUGAAAUCCGUUUGCCAGAAUUCACAAAGAACAAUAGACCUCAUGCCAGUUAUGAACCUGAACUUCAUCCUGCUGUGUGCUAUCGGAUAAAAUCUCUAAGAGCUACAUUACAGAUUUUUUCAACAGGAAGUAUCACAGUAACAGGGCCCAAUGUAAAGGCUGUGGCUACUGCUGUGGAACAAAUAUACCCAUUUGUGUUUGAAAGCAGGAAAGAAAUUUUAUAACUCAUCACUUAAUUGGUUAGAAUCUCUAACUGAGCACCUUUUAAAACCUGCUGCACAUUGGACUCAAAGCAAAAGGAAAACUGGACCAACAGUAAUUGAGGAAAUAGACUCUUUUAUUCACUCACAGCUACAGUGUAAGCUCCAGUCCCUUUGGAUUUUAUUUCAAACUUUGCUGUAAUAUAAAAAGGAAGUUUACAAGACAUGACAUUGCUGCUUUUACAAAAGGACAUUCUAUUUAUUUUCGCAGUAAUUCUCAUGUCCCCAUAAGCAGAGCUGUCACAAUGUGCACUACCUUAAAUUGUUUUAUUGUUGUCAUUGUAAUUUUUUUCCAGUUUGAGCUAAUGUGUUUUAUUUGUGAAUAGUCUUUUACAUUUUUGUAUGCUGAAUAUGGGCACCAAAGAACCUGUAAAAGUUAUCUUUUUCAAUUGAAUGUGCACAAAUAAAAGUUUGGAAAAGAUCUUUAUUCAUAUCCAUUCUGUAACUUUUAUUCCCCAUUUUCUAUUUUAACAAAAAUUGUAUUCAUAAUUCUUUUUUUUUAAAUCUAUGCAAGUUUAGACUUCGGCUAAAGUGUGUUAGCUUAUUUUUGAAGUGUAUUUUGUAUAUAUAUAUAUAUGUAUAUGCUGUGUGUGUAAAGUAUCUUCAUGCUCUGUUACCAAAUAACAAAUAGGAAAUUUUUUUCUUGGGGAUUAGAAGUAAACACUUGUAUAUACUCUAGGGAACUGGGUAGGACUUUAUAAAGGAUAAUGUUUUAUGUUACUAAUUUAAUAUGAUAGAAAAUGUUAAAUAACUUUUAAGAGUUAAGAAAUUGUAGUUUUUAAAAAAGAAGCCUCUUUCCCACUAGAUGAAUAUGAGAAAGAAGCUGUGAUGGGUGGUACCUCAUCUGUUACCUUUGUUAUUCUGAAGAGACUCUGUAGUUGUAGGGAAGUGAUUAAGGUUCUUGGUGCUCAAGGCUAUAUUAAGAGUCCUGUCAGAAGUUGAUAACAUUGUGUAGUUUUAACAAGAAGUGCCCACAAGCUGCCUCUGUGCCACAGUAUAAUUAUAAUAUAGUUGAACUUGAACUUGAAAGCCAUUUUGCAAGUUAUGUCUUUCCCUUUACUGUGUCUUAUUUAAUGGAGCUAAAGAGUGGCAAUUCAGUGUAUAGGAUUGCAAUGCUUAAAAUUAUUAUAAAUAAGUGUUUAUGAAGCAGUGGCCCCUGGCUCACCCUGAGCCUUGGAAUGGUAGCACAGGAUCGAUCAGUCUGCAGUUGCACUCUUCUUACAUUUAGGAGUUUAGCAUAAUUAACAGUGGUUUUACCAAGAAAUACAGCUGUGUAGAAUUGAAUCAGCUUCUCGGUAGAAAUUUAGUAAAAUCAGUAUUCCAACAGUGUCCCGAAAACCUGAAUUACCAAAAUGUCUUGAAACAUUUGUAAAAUCUUACAACAUCUGAACCUUCAUGUUCAGUACAUUUUCCAUACCAUAUUAUAAAACCUUGAAAACCUAGCUUAAGCACUGCACUGAACAAUAUAUUUUCUGUUUAUUUUUAUCUUCUUUCUCUCAAAGCCUUCCCCUACCCUGUCACUCCCUCAAAUGUAGGAGGCAAAAGCUAACUUUUAUACUUUAUUUCUUAUGAAAGAUUCAAGUGUGUGUUUUAGAAUUUUAUUCUUUUUUUCCCCUACAUUUGUGUUUAUUUGCUUCAUUUCAAGAUCAGUAGGAUAGCUAAACUCAUAAAUACAAAGAAUAUUACUAGAUGAAAGAAUUAUAGGUAGACUUUUUUAAAUUUGAGAUUUUUCCACUUAGUUUUAAUAAACAGUCAUAAGUAAACUGUCCUGCAGUGUUCACAAAAAAGAGUAGGGGGGAAAGAAUUAUACAACUAAGGUGCAGAUCCAGGUAAUUUAACAUUUUCAGUAUUCAGAUGACUUGAGAACCUUGCAGAUCAGUAGAAAUGAAAAUGCUUUAUCUGAUGGAGAGGAAAGCUAGCCUGAACAAGUCUGGAUUUAGGUUGCUACAUGUAUGCUCACCACCUGGCAGUGUUUGUGGGUGAUCCACUAAGUAUGACAAAGCUGGGAAGAAGCAAGUGUGUCUGAUGUCUUCUGGCUUUCCACAAGUACUGUACAUUUUUUAUAUAAAUAAAAGCUGUGAAUAUAUACAUACAAA
Messenger RNA from Marmota flaviventris (yellow-bellied marmot), 3011 nucleotides. RefSeq names its product TATA-box binding protein like 1 (gene Tbpl1). NCBI's taxonomy places the organism in Eukaryota, Metazoa, Chordata, Mammalia, Rodentia, Sciuridae. Gene Ontology annotation, biological process: DNA-templated transcription initiation. Gene Ontology annotation, molecular function: DNA binding. The record is from RefSeq and is a predicted model, not a curated record.